GAGAUUUACAGGCUGCUGAGCGACAACAGGUGAACGUGAGUUCAAGUAAGAAACGCAAAGGGUUGAGGACGUUGGUGCCGAAUUAAAUACGUGAUGAGAGGAACGUAACACCAAGGAAAUCCUGAGAGUCCCUGGUCAAUUGGAAGAGGAUGGGACGUCCUGUGGUGCUUUUGUUUCCAGUGAGAGGAAACUUCUGUCACUUUGAUGCUGUGUCUUCAUUGGUCCAUUUGGUGUCUUGUGAAGUCUCUCAAGUGUCAACUGAUUGGUCCUUCAGUCCACUGUAAAGACUUGCCAGCCAAUCAGCCUCUGCCUGACAGCGUCUCCUCUGCAGCAAAUUUCUGCUCGGCACAGCAAGACAGCGAGAGAGGGCAGACCGAAGUUCACUGCAGCUGAAUCAGGGACUGAGUGAUCUCCCUUAUGGCGGUGCCCAGGAGGCCUCAGCCCUCCACCUUCACGCUGGCUCUCCUUAAACCUGCCUCAUCAGCUCUGCCUCCCCUUAGAGCUAUACAGAAGGUCAUCAAGAAAGACAAGCUCCAGGAAAAGGAGGGAGCCUCAGUCAAGGAUCAGUUUGGAGAAGAGAUGUUCAGUACAGAGGAGGGGUCUGGUACAUUUGUGUUUCCUGAUGUCUCAGCCAAGACCUCAGAACAUUUAUAUUCAAACGUUUCCUCUGUGGGAUCAAGACUGUCCACACAGGAUAGUUUUACAGAGGAGAGCUCAAUAUCAGAGGAGAGGUUAGCACAGGAGGCUGAAGAGGCCAAAAGGAAAUCUGAGGACGAGGAAGCAGCAGCUAAAGAGAGAGCAGCCCAGAGACAGCUGCUGGCCAUAGAAGAGCUGGUCCAGUCUGAGAGGAAUUACCUUCGACUGCUGCAACUCACUACCUUUACCACCAGGAGCAACCUGCAGCAGCUACAGCCUCCUCCAGCUAACCUGGACAGCAUGUUUCUCUACAUUGAAGAGGUGAUUGACGUGUCCAGUCGACUUCUCAGCCUGCUGGACCAGAAGCAGAUUCAGCCUGGAGACCCGCUCUUCUUAGAGACACUCUGUGACUCAUUCCUCAGCCUGUCUUCAGACAUUGAAGCAGCCUAUAGGGAAUACCUAGCCAACUAUAGCAACAUUACACUGGUGGAGAACAGCUACAAAGAGAAGGAGGCACUUUGGAACGACAUAAUCAAAGUCAUUAAGACCUCGGUACCUGACGUAAACGCCACCUCUCUGACUUUCUUCCUGGUGAUGCCGGUGCAGAGAAUUGCCCGCUACCCCCUCCUGCUGCAGACCAUCCAAAAACACACCGACCCAACUCACCCAGCUUAUGAACUCCUGGAGAAGACUGCUCACACCUCUGUUGCCCUAAACGUUCACAUUAAUGAGUACAAACGCUUCAGAGAAGUCGCUGACAAAUACAAGAAGACAGAACCACUGAGCAUCAAGGACAAAAUCAACCGCCUCAACACCCACAGCAUCGCAAAGAAGACAGCGAGGCUCAGCCAGCAAAUCAAGCACGAGACUGGAAUAACACCUAAGCUGGUCGAUGAGGAGUUUGAUGCCUUAGAAGGUUUAUUUAAUGUUCUGGAGCGUGGGAUCCUGGAUCUUCUUGAGAACGUGGAGACAUACCUGCAUCAUCUUCAGACGUUCCUGGCCUGUAAAACAGAAGAGUUUGACUUUGACAUGGAUGGAGAGAAGGCGCCCAUUUGCUAUAAGGAAAUUGCUACCGCUCUGAGACAGUGGAUUCUUCCUACAUUUGAAAAGAGGAUGCAGACGUUGAUCCACAAGCCGCUGUGUGCACUCCGUGACCUCCUGGUGGGCCCAAGAAACCUGAUUAGAAAGAGGCUGCACAAACUACUAGACUAUGAAAUGAUAGAAGCCAAAUCUAAUCUGAGCUACGAGGAACAGGAUGUGGCCAACACAUAUAGGACAAUCAACACUCUGCUCCUUAACGAGCUUCCUCAGUUUAAUGGCUUGGCUCUGCAGAUGAUGUGGAGCAUGUUGGGGACAUUUAACUGUCUGCACAGAGACCUGGCCACAGACAUGGAGCAGCUGUUUCAGAGCUUUGCACAGCAGCUGCCUCACAGCUCUCUAGACCACAAUGCAUUCUGGGUGUGGGCAGAGUCUGAAGUGUUAGAAGGGGCGAGGAGGCUGGAGACUUUGUGUCAAAGUGUGGAGGAGACGCUCAAUGCACCUGUUGUCCAGCCCCUGAGCCCGUCCUCUCAGUGCCGUCUAAAGCAGCUAACAGAUAAGCACGGUUCUGGAAAGAUCUACCAGGUGGCGGGGCCAGUUGUCGGCACCCGAGACCUGGACCUGAACCUGGCUAAAGGGGAGCUGGUUGCUGUCAUCAGUGAGAUUGACACCCGUGGUGACAAAAAGAGGUGGCUGGUUGACGCAGGAGGUAGAAGAGGCUACGCUCCGUCCUCAAAGCUGAUGCGCUAUCAUCAGCCAACAGAGGGCCCACCCCCUUCGCCACACCUGACCCUACCUGAAGGUGUGACAGGAUUCAGAAGACACUCCUACACACCGGAGACCCGGCCGCUGACAGUCAGGAGCCAGCCUGUUGUCCAGGUGCUGGCAGCCUAUGACUUCACGGGGAGAGGAAAACAUGAAGUGUCUGUGCGGGCUGGCGAGCCAAUUCGUGUCCUGGAGCCCCACGACAAGAGGGGGAACCCUGAAUGGAGCCUGGUCGAGGUGAGAGGUGGGAAAAAGGGCUAUGUACCUUCCAACUACCUCACAGUCAUGCCCAUGGGGAUGGCACCACCUAGCAGCUGCUCGCCCUACUUCUAGGAAGGAGGGAAGGUGUAACGGGAGCGAACAGCAGCAUGCGCAAUAUCAGCAUGUCCAAAAUGAUGAGGGGUUGUUAAAGGUAUACAGCAGUAUUGUCAUAUUAAGGCUGUGUCUGCUUCUCUGACCUCAUGAAACAGCAGCAUUGCGACAUAAGUUAUUUUGAUUUUAAACAUUUUAUUUUCAAAUACCAAAAACAUGAAGUAUCUUAUGAAAAGAGCUCAUUGAGCUGAAGAUAACAAACAAAUCUGUGCUUUUUAACAAUGCAGGACCAUCUGUGUCAUAUGAUAAUGCAACUGUGUGAAAAUGGCAGAAAACAGUUGGUUUUAAUUUAAUGUUAAUAUAUUUGACAGAGGUAAAAAAUGAAGGAAGCAGCAGCUUUUGAGCAGUAGGGAUUCACAACUUCUGUUUGGCUGCUGAGACGGAAUUUAAACUUGUACCCUAAGAAUGAAGGACAAUCUUCUUGUUGCACUGAAAAGUGUUUGUGCUGCAGAGCACCACAGACAAUGUGAGAAUAAAUUUGAAGGCGUGCGGGAGUCGGCUGAGUUGUAUGAGACAAGUCGACUCAUAUCCCAUGAUCCUUAGCAGGAGAGAAGGACACUUGGAUUGAAAGAGAUGGACUACAGUAGUUAGCGUUUGUGCGUUAGCAAGCUAACUGCGCAACACACACACACACACAGAGUGAGAGUGUGUGUGCAUGUGUUCUGAAAUUGGCUGACAGGUGACUGUGUGUGUGUGCGUGUGCGCACUGAGUCGUCGUCUCCUCACCUGGAGGCAGGUGCAGCACUCUAUCGACACUGACAGGAACACAGCGCUCUCAUCAUCUCCGAUUGUAUAAUGUGAUGCAAAUAUAAAAUGUCUCUGGGACUGAGUUGAGAGCGACGAGGUGAUGGAGAUGUAAACAGAAAGGAAGGAAUUCAUACGGGGAAGAACUGAAAGAGCUGGAGAAAUGGACUAGAGAUGUGAGAAGUGAUAGCAGGCAGGGAGGAGGCAGAGUUAUUCUGUUAGUUUCAACCUGUUUUCCUUUCACUCUUCUUUCUUCUCUCUGCCCUUAAGCUGAUGUAAGUUCACUCUUCUCAUUGUACAUUUCACACUGUGUGUGUAGAGGAAAGGUGUCACCGCUGUGCUUGAAUUCUCUCAGUUCCUGUUACAGUUAGAGGCUAAAUUGUGCCUUAAGGUUUAAAUCAUAUAAAGUAGUACAAACAGAACCGUUUUGCUGUUUCACGAUCUCCCUGCACUCUUAAUGGUCUGAGUACCUCCUCUAUUUUGACUUGUAGAGGCCAGUGAAUGGCUCUUCUAUGAAUUUUAUUUCUGUGCUUUAAACUUUAAGUUAUAUCACUAUAAAUGAUGGGUUUUUUUUGAAGAAAACUCCAAAGAUAUGUGCAUUAGGACUAA
Messenger RNA from Monopterus albus (swamp eel), 4164 nucleotides. It is a transcript of the gene arhgef37, whose product is annotated as Rho guanine nucleotide exchange factor (GEF) 37. The transcript is spliced from 16 exons. Gene Ontology annotation, cellular component: cytoplasm. The coding region runs from base 418 to 2772 and encodes 784 amino acids. NCBI's taxonomy places the organism in Eukaryota, Metazoa, Chordata, Actinopteri, Synbranchiformes, Synbranchidae. The record is from RefSeq and is a predicted model, not a curated record. Gene Ontology annotation, molecular function: protein binding; guanyl-nucleotide exchange factor activity.